AUUAGUGUAACUCCGCUAUUGUCUCAUGGAUGAAUUUGUUAAAGAUAAAAGUGAUGAGAAAUUUUUACAAUAUAUGAGAGAAGUUGAGGAGAGAUAUCAAGACUUUGGACGCCACGAGAGGAUCAGAAUUGAGCAAUGGUCAAAGAAAUUAUGCCAAGUGACUACAAAUCCCGCUUGGAAGAGGAACAGAAAUCUCUAUGCCAUGAUUCUUACCGAUUGCGUGCUAAAUGGAAAGCUAACUAAACCCUUCACCCAGGUCCCUCCUGAUGCUCAUCUGCCUGUAUUGAACAAAGCUGAGAUAAGUUCGAGAUUUAGUGCAAAGUUUAAAGCUUUUCAGAAGACCUUAAGCUCAUUGCAGUUCAAUAAGAACACUGAAGAAGCUGAAGAUCUUGAAAAUGCUGAUCCUCAGAUGCUCGAUAUCCACAUCCAGUCAGCUCGGAGCCUCAGCAGAGCAGAUGGAACUAGAGAACCCAAGAGAUUCAUCAAAACUCGAGGAACUUCUAAAUCUAAGAUCUCUAGCUAUGCGAAGCGCUCUAUAUAUGGGAAUAAGCAAAGGUCCAAAGAAAGAAGUAGUUCUAUUGGCAGGAAGGACAGCUAUGAUCCUAAUCUUGACAAUAUCAAAAGUCAUCCAUUGUACAAGGAAGAAGCGAAUAAAGGAAAGAAGAAAUCGAAGAGGAAGGGUAAAGUGACUCUCCUUAAGAACUCAGCUAGAGACAAGCUCAGACAAGAGCUUGAAAAUGAGCCUCUCCAGGAUGAAAGAGGUAGAAAUUCAGAACUCAGGCAUGAGGACAACCAGAUCUCUGCUACAAGACAGCUAGAGCUCAAAGAUGAUGAAAUUAAUAAGCAUAAGUCAGAAAUUGAUGUCCUUAAUAUCACUAUUAAGCAUCUACAUGAAGUCCUGAAGGAAAAGACUAGCUUGACCAUGGAGCAGCAGAGAGAGAUUAUAGCCCUGAAUCAGAGGAUAAAUGAGCUUAGCUUUGAGAAUACCCAGCUCAAGGCACAGAACUCCAUCAUGGUUGGUAGAAGACAUGCUGAGGAGGCAAGCAGGCUUGAGUCUCAAGAGUUUUCUCAUCUUAACAAUGAUGGUCACAGACUUAACUUUGAGGAAAAGAAAACUUUUAAUGACAUUGAUAAAAAUGAGAAGCUCAGGUUGAUGCAAGAAACCGAAACUUUGCUGAAUAGAAGCCGUGAAGAUUCAGCACGGGACUUUCCAUUGAGUGAUGACCGAGUGAACCAUCAGCCAAUAAAUCUAGUCUCAUCUAAUUACCUUUUGGAGCGGAAUCAUGGAAGUCUUGAUUACCAUGGCGAGAAUAUGGCCAGGCAGAAUGAGAUUUAUAAGGAAUAUGAAAGAAAUCCUGGUCCUUCUUGAGGCUAUUUAGACGAUAACCUAGGCCACAUGAGAACCGAUCCAAUUAUUGUAGAAGAGAAUCUGAAUGAAAGCGGAACUAUUUCCUUAGAUCCAGCUAAUAUUUAG
Molecule: messenger RNA, 1474 nt
Organism: Moneuplotes crassus
Lineage: Eukaryota; Ciliophora; Spirotrichea; Euplotida; Euplotidae
Source: the annotation of a GenBank genome assembly